This is a messenger RNA of Austrofundulus limnaeus, 1080 nucleotides long. RefSeq lists its product as uncharacterized. NCBI's taxonomy places the organism in Eukaryota, Metazoa, Chordata, Actinopteri, Cyprinodontiformes, Rivulidae. Bases 83 to 940 code for a protein of 285 amino acids. The record is from RefSeq and is a predicted model, not a curated record. The transcript is spliced from 4 exons.
GUCAACAACAUGAGAAGAAGAAGAAGCCUCAGUACCAUGAUUAGCUGGUGCUGUUACCCAGUACUGUGUACUGUGCCGUAGGAUGUCUUCUAAAACGGUUCGUAAAUGUAUUGUAGCGUCUUGUAGCAGUACUGUCGGGCUGCACGGGUUUCCGGAGGACCUGGAGGUCAAGCGGAUGUGGGUUCGCGCGCUUCGUUUAUCAGACGGAGACAACAUCCCGCCGGGUUUCGGAGUCUGCAGCAAACAUUUCACUCGGGACUCUUUCUCCAACUACGUCCAGUUCAACAUGGGCUUCAUCAAGCAGCUGUAUCUGAAGAGCACCGCUGUUCCGAUCCUACAGCAGCAGCAGGGAUUCACACUUCUGUCGCCKAACCUAAAGCGAGAAAUUGGCUGUCAGACGGAUCCAGUCCUCACUAAAUAUGCCAGUGUCCAGGUCGACCUGAAGCCUGCCAAGAGAAACAAAGCCAUACAAGCUCGAGCUCCCAGCCGGACUGUGUGCUGCUACACAGAGACCUUCACGGAGCUGUCGCUUCCCCAGAGCACGACCUCACCGGUGAAAAAAGUGAGGAGACAAAGAGGCGGAGCUUCAGCCGAUGACUCCUCCAGUCAUCAGGAUGCAAAAGAACCGACGGCACCGUUAAUGACCUCAUUCAGUGACGURGCCCCCUGGGCCCAGGACCAGACGGACUACGUUGUUGAAGAGGAGCAGCUGCUGGAGCUGUUCGGGACGUGUCCUCUUUGUAAGCAGAGCUGCACCGUGGAGAACACCACCACUGGAACACUCGUGCACAUCAACCAGCAGUGUAACCACUGUGAGUUCACCAACAAGUGGUGCAGCCAGCCGCUGGCCAACAACCCCGAAGGAGACGAUCAGCCGUGUGCUGAGCCUCUGUCCAGUGGAUCCACCGGUCCUCAGACGUCUGCUGAGAAACAAACAUAAUGUUUUGUUGCAGCUGCUACACUACAGUGUGUGGAAGCCCACUAGUGAUUAAAGCCCGUCUGUCAGCAGGAGCUCUACUCUCAUAAAAACUGUAAAAACCUUUGUUUUCAUGUUCUUAUAUUAAAAUYUGACUUCAUUCA